GCCCUGGGGGUUACAGGAAGUUGUAGCUGCCAUGUUUAGCUGCUUUGUUGUAGAUUCCUUGUAGGUUUCCUGCAGAUUUUAGCCUAAGUGUUGCAAUGGAACCGAGCUGGAGUACCUUUUUAUUCCAACAGGCUAACGAGGCUCUGCAUCACCAGCAUCACGUAGCCGGCAACAGCCUCUUGCCGUUGCUCAGUUCUGGAACAGAGCCACCUGAUCAGAAACCUGUGCUGCCCAUUCCCUUGGACCAGAAACCCCCUGUCAGUGCUGCAGAACUUCUUAAAGACAAUGUGGCCAGUGGGACUGGGGGAGGAGGGCCUCCACUCGCCGUUGUAAAAAAGGAGCCUAAAUCAAAGACGCCUUUCAUCUGUGGCUACUGCAACAAGGCUUUCCGGGACAGCUACCACCUCCGGCGGCACGAGUCCUGCCACACCGGCAUUAAGAUGGUUUCACGGCCUAAGAAGAUGCAAACAGCGCCCACCAUGGUACCGCUCAUAUCCACCGGGUCACGUGAGAACAGCGGAAACCCUUCAUACAUCACUACUGUAGCUGGAAUCCUGACUACAGCCACUACAUCCACAUCCACAGGCACCAGCAUCAUGACCCCAAUGCAACACCAACACCACCAACAACAACAACAACAACAACAGCAACAACAGCAACAACAGCAGCAGCAGCAGCAGCAGCAGCACCACCAGCAGCACCACCAGCAGCAGCAGCAGCAGCAGCAGCAGCAGCAACAACAACAACAACAACAACAACAGCAACAACAGCAGCAGCAGCAGCAGAGCGUCCCUAAGAAGCCCCCCAAACCGGUGAAAAAGAAUCACGGUUGCGACAUGUGUGGCAAGGCCUUCAGAGACGUGUACCACCUCAACCGCCACAAGCUGUCGCACUCGGACGAGAAGCCGUUUGAGUGUCCCAUCUGCCAGCAGAGGUUCAAGAGGAAGGAUCGCAUGACCUACCACGUCCGCUCCCAUGACGGCGGAGUUCACAAGCCUUACAUCUGUUCCGUCUGUGGGAAGGGCUUCUCAAGACCUGAUCAUCUAAGCUGUCACGUCAAGCACGUCCAUUCUUCAGAGAGGCCAUUUAAGUGCCAAGUAACGGCUUGUACCUCUGCAUUUGCGACCAAAGACCGUCUGCGCUCCCACAUGAUAAGGCACGAAGGCAAAGUGACCUGCAACAUCUGCGGCAAAAUGUUAAGCGCUGCCUACAUCACGAGUCACCUCAAGACGCACGGCCAGGCCAGCUUCAGCAACCCGUGUAACAAUAAAGGCAUAAGUGACUGGCAGUGGAACCACUCAGGGCCACGAAAAGGUGAGUUGACGGUAGGAGAGAUUUUAAAUAACUCCUUCCAAGUCCUAAUUGACAACUCUCACAGAGAUGCCAACAACGUGCACAACAACUCGGCGAGUACGACGGCGGUCACACAUUCUGCGGCCAUCACCUCGGCUUUGAAUCGCGGAGGCCUCAUCGGCAACCCCAUCACCAUCGCCGCUCAGAUGAACAUCGCCACCAGCACGGUGAACAUCACGUCACAGAUGAACCUGCAGCACCCCGUCACCAUCACCGGCCCCGUGAACCUGACCUCCAUCAACAUCCCCACGACAGCACACAUGAAUAUCGCUCACCCCGUGGCCAUCACUUCUCCCAUGUCCAUGAAUCUCACCGGGCCCCUCAACAUCGCCAUGAGGCCCAUGGAUAGCAUGCCUUUUCUAUCCCAAGUCCUGCCUUCCUCCCCUCCUUGGUAGAGCUUCUUUUCUUUUUUAGCUUAUGUAAACGCUGAUAAUGUUUUAGCUGCCAAAUAAUAGACGAGCACGUCAAAUCUUAGUCGAAUGUUCCUUUGGACCAGUCAAAAAGGUGAUGACUAAUGUAGUACAAACUCAUAGAUAGUAACAAAUGAUUGCUGUUUGCAGGGGUGACGCAUUCUUUAUUUUAUUUGUACGAGUAGAAACAAAAAGUUCCUAUAUUCUUACUCAUGAUAGAGAAAUAAUGUUGCGACAGUCUCUCAUUGCAGAGAAUCAGCAUAUGAAGUAAUGUAAACUGCCUUCCACGAGAGAAUGGCAAACUUUAACCACUUAUCUUUCAUAGUAUGUUUUUUUUUAAAUCAUUUUUAUUUUAGAUGUUGUAAUAUAGGACAGUUCUAGAUAUUUCAUCGAAGUGAGAUGGGAGUUUCUGUUUUUGCUACCCAUUAAAUGUAUUACCUGUCACAUUAAGAUACUUCAUCACAUUGAUGCAAACAUACUAUAAAGAGGUUAACCAUAAAGAAGUCUAGCAGCAUUGGCCUAAUACACUCAAAUGAAAAGAUGUCUCAGUUUAAACCAACUAGCAACAUUCUGACAGCAAGUUAUUAUCCUCUCCAAUCAUGCGUUCUAGUGCUCUGCCCUGGUCCAUGGUGUAGCUCGCCUGGGUCGGACUCCUUGGGGCCAUUCCCGUUUCAAACAUGAAAAGAGAAAAACAAUCAGUUGACUUAUUUGUCUUAUUGCGGUUUGACCCACUGUCUGUUCAAAGACAGUUUGAAGUGCCAGGUAAGUUUGGCCUCGUCUCUUUGGUCUGAUCGAGAACAUGAUAUCACGUUGUAAGCUCCAUAAAGGCUAGAAAAUGAUCCUAAAGAUCACGUUAACAAGUGAAACCAUUUGGAAGAAGAAGGAACUUUCUUAUCCGAUAAUUCAAAUGAGUUUCCUCUACUGCCCGAAUAACCCAAAACAUCUCACCAGCCACACACUUAACGGACGGAUGUUUUUGGACAUUUUCCGCAGAUAUUCUGUGUAAAUAAUGACCAUUUUAUGCCAAAGAUUUUCUAACUAGUUUCCCCCUAAAUGCUAUAUUUUAAAAGAUAUGGGGAAAACCAUAAAACACCAUUAAACCCUCAUAAGACACUCUACUCUCCUUUUUGAAACACAGAUGAAAUGGCGCCUUAUGCGGAGGAGUCUGAUCUCUGUUUCCUUAGAAGCCACCUCUACCCUUAAUAUCCCAUUCUGUUACAUUUCUUUGCGUUAACGGUUACAUGAACAGGUUUUAUUACACUCCUUUAAAACCAAAAGACUUCCUUUGACUUUAGUUUGAAAUUAUUGGGCAGUUAUUACAAUAUCAGCUGCUACGUUUUCACCAUAUUUGUUUUUAUUUAUCCAUUGCCUACUCCUUUUUUCAAACUCGGGUAGUAGGUUUUACUAUUACAGGUAGUUGAGGGCGAGCUUAUUGCAGCAGUGUUGGCAUUAAACACAUUAUAUGCUGUGGAGACGCACACCCUUUUAGAGUUCUCUCUCUUUUAUUUAACCGCUGAAGGACGGUGUCGAUCUCGUCAAAGUGAACGACAAGUGAUUAUUUUCAACUGGGUAUCUGACUUGGAACGUGGGUGAUACUUUACCCUCCUCCAUUAGGCUUCGUUUUAAAGCUCCUUAAACCUGAAGUGUAUUGGAGUUGUACUUAAAUGCUUCCUCUUCAGGCAGAUUUAGUUUGUUUCCGUUGUUAUUUUAGUGGACUUAUCAGUAUUUGAUAGUUUAUGUAUUUUAAAGUUUAACGAAAGAAAAACAAAGCUUCCAUUUCAGGGGGGGGGGGUGAGUCGACGGUUCAGAGGCUGUUUUAGAUCCAUCAACUAUCCCCUCCCCACCAUGUUUAUGUUUUGAAAUGGCUGGAAAGCAGUCAGUGGUCACUGCUGGUUACUCUACACUAGUGACAUCUGUUUGGGAAUGUUUGUAUGUAUUUAUAUCAGGACAUGACAGUUGAAGGUACAACACAGAGGAAAUGUCUUGUACUCAAAGCGUGUCCCCUACCGGUUGCCCUUUUAAAUGGCAGUAUUAUCAGAGGUCAACAUUUUUUACAUUUGAAUUGAUUUCUUCUUCUUUUUUAAACUGUAGAGGUCAAGAGAGCUACCCAGUGGCUCCCUAUAAUGAAAGCAGUCCCCAAGUGAACUCGUAUGUUCAUUUAUAUUGUUUACUUCAGCAGGUUUAGGAUCCCAUCACUGUCAGUCCAACUCAGGAAGGUUACUGAGAAUAGUCUUUAAAAGAAAAACAUGGCCAUUUCUUUGUAAAUAUGAAACACUAUUUGAUUGCCUUUUUACCCGUGGGAGAGGGAGCAUCUCUACUUCCACAGGCUAGCAAUGCAAGAACUACAUCACUGAUGUGGCCGUCCAUCCGAGGAGAGACAUGAGCAGCAACUGAAGGAUGAGGCUGGUGGCGGUACCUUUCCAUCAUCAAAUCCCUUAGAAAAAGGUUUAACAUGGGAACAAGAAUGCUCUGUGCAGCUAUGGCUUCUUCAAAUACAUGAACACUGAGCAUGUGCUCUUCAGAUCGUUCAACCUACUCCUUACAAUUGUCAAAGAUGUAUUGGUGGGAAAACACAAGGUUUAUGUAAUUAUUCUAAUUGAAGGAACACAGUGUAAACCGUAUGGUUCUGUGGCAAAGUGUUAGCGAUAUGAGGCCGUAGCUGUUUUCUACAGGAGAACUGCACCUAAAGAGAAAACUCCAGCCAUAUCCUUUUAAAGCUGUAUUUUCUCUGUAGACCGCACUUGCAUAGCUCAGUGUUAUUUUAUUCUUUGUUUGGGAUUAUAUUUGUAAUCCUGGCAGUUCAUCUUCACUGGAAAAUUGAGGCUGUGAUCACAAAGGAGGCUUUAUUUCCCACUCAAUAUUGGCAUGUCAGAGAAGCAUAGUAGGAUUCAUCAGUUCCACAUUCAUACGGGCUUUUCAUGCCAGGCGUUACUGAGAAGAGGUGUUAGCGAUUUGAUCAUCUUUAAAACUGAAACACUAACCUUUUCAAAUGGCAUCCACAGAGACGGACAACCUUAUGCAAACGUGGGAGGAAGCACUUGUAUAAUAACUGAGAUAUUGAUAUUGUGCAUACCAGUCCUAUCAUAGUACCAAAGCUAAGAAUAAGGCAGUUGUAGUGCAUUAACACAAAUGGCAGUACACCAUGUUUACUCAUUUCCAGGUGAAUGACUCAUUCCUACACCACUAUCAAAAACCCCUUGAUAUCAGAGCAGACCGUAACGUUGUACAUUGAAAUGGCCAAGGCCCAGAACUACGCCUGAAUGUGUUGAAGACGUGCUCUUGUCAUGUUGAGCCUCUUGUGAUCUCAGCCUCAGCAGUUUCUGAACCAGCCUCACAUAAAGUCCCACUCUCCCCUGGUGGGUGGGAGUAGUUCGUAGAUGUGAAGCCUGUUGGUGGUUAAGCUCCUUUUUUCACAACAGGCACUCUGAAGCACUUGCAGCAAACUGUAGGAUGUGCACACUACAGAGGAGUGGUACUAAAAGGGGCAUUUCUAUUUGGUGGAAUGCAAAUUAUUUAAUUUGACAGCUCUCCUGGCUGCAUCUGCAUUUCGGCAGCCCCUCAGUUUUAUUGUAUGCAUGCCAACACUGGCCACCAAGGGAAACGCUUGUAUGUGUACCGGCAUUAUGAUCUUUGAAAUGAAUUUCCCAUCUAUAUGAUUUAUUUUAUUUUUACAAUGUUGCAUGUGGAUGACGGAGCUUGUCCAGUGUAGGUUUGAGUUCAAAACCAUAAUUAGAAGGCUAGUAACUUUUUAUGAAAACAAAACACUAAAAAAAUUAGAAUGGAAGGAAGUGCGCCGUGUCAUUUGUCCUUCUCCAGUGGCCGUAAACAAGUGUGCCUGAAAUACUUUGCAAGACUUUUCCACACGUCGAUGCUUCUUCCUCUCGAUGUGCUGUGUGAGGGAAUCGUUUUGUGAGGGAAGCCUUCAUCAGUUCAGACGGCCCGGGCCCCGUGGCAACCAAACUGUUAGCUUUUCUUUUUUACAACAUUAUGAUUGUGAAGUUCUCUUACUCCAGGAACAACUUUCAACAUGAAUUGAGAUAUGUAUUUGGGUCAUGUAACUGUAACUGAUAUUUAACCAUCUGGUUUCAUUUCUUUAAUUUGACUUCAACCUAAUGUGAAAAACAUUUGGCCAAAUAUUGAUUUGGAAGAUUUCAUUUUAUUUUCUGUGAAGUUUGUAUGAUGAAUUUGGCAGAUGUGAAGGCAAAUUAAUGUAUAUCUUUGUACAAACCAUUUAGAUCAGAGGACAUGUUAGUUAUGAAAGACACAUGCAAGGAAAAAAAAUAACCUUUUAUAAAUCUUUUUGUAUUAGAACAUUAACAAACGGUAAUUUUUGUAUAUACAAAGGCUAGGCUUUCUGAUUAGCAGAAAGGUAAAACAUUCCUACAUUUUUUUUAAAUGUAUGUCCAUUGAGAAUAAUUAUGUAAACAUGCGCAAUGUUUUAUGUGCCUUUUAUUUGGGUUUGUCUAAAUAAAAGAAAACGAUAAAACAUGAUUGUGGACUGUCCAUGCCGAUUCCCACAGAGGAGAGUCGAUACUUUGCAGAUGAAUCUCCAGAUCGACCCCCUGCCCUCGAGAUGCGCCCCCCCCCCCCCGUUGCUUUUCCUAGCUUUAGUUGAGGAUUGUUGGGUGGUGGUUGCUAAAGUCCCCGCUCCGUACGGAUGUUCCUCCAGACUCCUCCGUGUCUUCACCGGCUCACUGGCUCAGUUGGCCUGCUCACGAUGAAAGUGCCUCUGUGACUUCGCUCCUUGGAGUGGAUUGUAGGGGAUUUUGUGCCAAACCAUGGUCUGUAUGUGACGACAAAAACAUUUAGGUGUUUUUUCAUUCUUUAACUAUUAAACUUGCAAAAUGUU
This is a messenger RNA of Gymnodraco acuticeps, 6612 nucleotides long. RefSeq names its product vascular endothelial zinc finger 1-like. The record is from RefSeq and is a predicted model, not a curated record. The transcript is spliced from 7 exons. Gene Ontology annotation, biological process: regulation of transcription by RNA polymerase II. Gene Ontology annotation, cellular component: nucleus. The coding region runs from base 96 to 1748 and encodes 550 amino acids. Gene Ontology annotation, molecular function: DNA-binding transcription factor activity, RNA polymerase II-specific; RNA polymerase II transcription regulatory region sequence-specific DNA binding. NCBI's taxonomy places the organism in Eukaryota, Metazoa, Chordata, Actinopteri, Perciformes, Bathydraconidae.